CCUCCAGUCGGCUCAUUCUUCUCACUUCAGGGCGAUUCCUAGGGGGGCAAAAUGCAGUUUACAACUGAAAAAAGAACUAGCACAAAUGGAUCAAAGGCCACGAAGACAUUUGAGACAUGUUUCUACGAAGGGAAGCUUCAUGGAAUUCAUGGUGGCACAUCUUGUGUGUUUCUGGCCUCCCAGCACCAUCCCCUCUUCAAACGCACCCUACCAAGCUCAGCAUCAAGACAUCACCUUGAAGUGAAAAGAAUGAGCCGUGUGGAGGGUCUGAGGGCCAAUCUGCCUCAGUUUACUCUGGAGGGAGAGCCCUUCCUUGUCCUGGGGGGCUCCAUCCACUACUUCCGUGUCCCCAGAGCCUACUGGGAGGACCGGCUGCUGAAGAUGAAGGCCUGUGGCCUCAAUACUCUCACAACAUAUGUGCCAUGGAAUCUGCACGAGGCUGAGAGAGGAAUAUUCAACUUUCAGGAUCAGCUGGACCUCAAGGCCUAUGUCAGUUUAGCAGCAGAGCUGGGUCUGUGGGUGAUCCUGCGUCCUGGACCUUACAUCUGCGCUGAAUGGGACUUGGGCGGGUUGCCUAGCUGGUUGCUACAAGAUAAAAACAUGCAGUUGAGGACGACUUAUCCUGGAUUUGUAGAUGCUGUCAACCUCUACUUUGACAAGCUUAUCACAGUUAUCAAACCACUGAUGUUCGAAGAGGGAGGCCCAAUCAUUGCAGUUCAAGUUGAGAACGAGUAUGGAUCAUAUGCCAAAGAUGAGAAAUACAUGCCAUUUAUAAAAAAUUGUCUCCAGUCCAGAGGGAUCAAGGAGCUCCUGCUGACCUCAGACAAUUGGGAGGGCUUGAGAUAUGCAGGGAUGGAGGGAGUUCUAAAAACAAUAAACCUCCAAAGACUGUCGUUCGGAGCUAUCCAGUGCUUAGCUGACAUGCAGCCCCAGAAACCUCUAAUGGUGAUGGAGUAUUGGUCUGGGUGGUUUGAUGUCUGGGGAGACCAUCACCACGUGUUCCAUGCUGAGGAUAUGCUGGCUGUUGUGUCAGAGAUCCUGGAGAGAGGUGUCUCCAUUAAUCUGUACAUGUUCCAUGGGGGAACCAGCUUUGGCUUCAUGAAUGGAGCGAUGGACUUUGGCACCUACAAACCUCAGGUCACCAGUUAUGAUUACGACGCUCCGCUAUCGGAGGCUGGAGACUGCACCCAAAAAUAUCAACUCUUGAGGAAUGUAUUCAGCCAGUACCACUCUGAGCCUCUUCCUGAAGUGCCCUCUCCUCAGGAGAGGAGAGCAUACGACCCUGUAGUCAUCCAGCGGCACCUGUCACUGUGGGACAGCCUGCACCUCACCGACAAGCCAUACAGGUCAGAGAUGCCAGUCAACAUGGAGAAUCUUCCUGUCAACAAUAACAAUGGUCAGUCAUACGGUUACACACUGUAUGAAACCACCAUCACCAGUGGAGGAACCCUCAACUCCAGGAAUAAUAUCAGAGACAGAGCUCUGGUUUUUGUGGACAAACAGUGUGUUGGUAGUUUGGACAACAAGACUCACGAGCUGACCCUUCCUGAUGGAAAGGGAGAAAGAACGUUGAGCUUACUUGUGGAGAACUGUGGAAGAGUGAAUUAUGGGAAAGCUCUAGAUGACCAGCGCAAAGGUAUUGUGGGAGACAUUAUGUGGAAUCACACCCCCCUGAGAGGAUUUACCAUCUUCUGUUUAGAUAUGAAGCCAGGCUUUAUGAAAAGGUUAAUGAGUUCUGGUCAGUGGAAGUCUGACCCCAAGACACCCUCCAUUCCAGGGUUUUUCCAGGCCAGACUGUAUGUGGACAGUCCUCCCAGAGACACCUUCAUCAGACUCCCUGGUUGGGGUAAAGGAGCCGUGUUUGUCAAUGGACAGAACCUUGGACGUCAUUGGUUCAUCGGCCCCCAGCAGUUCCUUUAUCUACCAGGAGCUUGGAUGAGAAGUGGAGAGAAUCAGAUUAUUGUUUUCGAGGAACAAAAGGCGGCUGACAAAGUACUGUUUGCUGAAAAUCCUGAUCAUGGAAGGACAAUUGAUGUUUACAAACUCCCCUUUUGCACACUGCUGUGAAAAUAAUGUAGAGCAACAACACACAUACUCUUGCACGUGGCAAUUAUCGUCAAUGAUUUAAAGCUAUUAAUUUACUAACUGUGAUAUUUUAAAUUGCUAUUGUACAGCAGUAUGGUUAAUUAUUUCUUCAAAGGUUUAGUGACGUUACAUCUUGCCAUUGUUUCUUUUGCCAUAAAUUGAAUAAUGCAACACC
This is a messenger RNA of Morone saxatilis (striped sea-bass), 2260 nucleotides long. RefSeq names its product beta-galactosidase-1-like protein 2. The transcript is spliced from 20 exons. Gene Ontology annotation, molecular function: beta-galactosidase activity. Gene Ontology annotation, biological process: carbohydrate metabolic process. The coding region runs from base 52 to 2067 and encodes 671 amino acids. NCBI's taxonomy places the organism in Eukaryota, Metazoa, Chordata, Actinopteri, Moronidae. Gene Ontology annotation, cellular component: vacuole. The record is from RefSeq and is a predicted model, not a curated record.